Messenger RNA from Carica papaya (papaya), 962 nucleotides. RefSeq names its product AGAMOUS-like 6 (gene AGL6). Lineage: Eukaryota; Viridiplantae; Streptophyta; Magnoliopsida; Brassicales; Caricaceae. Gene Ontology annotation, biological process: positive regulation of transcription by RNA polymerase II. The record is from RefSeq and is a predicted model, not a curated record. Gene Ontology annotation, molecular function: DNA-binding transcription factor activity; RNA polymerase II transcription regulatory region sequence-specific DNA binding; protein dimerization activity. Gene Ontology annotation, cellular component: nucleus.
UUUCUGCAUCUAAUAGUUGGAAGGAAAUUAAGAGACAUUAAGGGGAAAAUGGGGAGAGGAAGAGUGGAACUAAAGAGGAUAGAGAACAAGAUCAACAGACAAGUGACUUUCUCCAAAAGAAGGAAUGGUUUGCUCAAGAAAGCUUACGAGCUUUCUGUGCUCUGCGAUGCUGAAGUCGCUCUCAUCAUCUUCUCCAGCCGCGGCAAGCUUUAUGAGUUUGGCAGCACUGGUAUAGCCAAAACCCUGGAGCGAUACCAGCGAUGCUCCAGCUUCAAUCCUCAAGAAAACAGCCUUGAACGUGAGACACAGAGCUGGUAUCAGGAGGUAGCAAAGUUGAAGGCAAAAUACGAAUCUUUACAACGAACCCAAAGGCAUUUGCUUGGGGAAGAUCUUGGACCACUGAAUAUUAAAGAGCUGCAAAAUCUUGAGAAGCAGCUUGAAGGAGCUCUUGCACUUGCCAGGCAAAGGAAGACUCAGAUUAUGAUUGAACAAAUGGAAGACCUGCGCAAAAGGGAGCGUCAGCUGGGAGACCUUAACAAGCAGCUCAAGAUUAAGCUGGAGGCAGAAGGACAAAGUUUUAAAGCCAUGCAAGGAUUGUGGAGUUCUGGUGCAGCAGCUGGUCCUAGCACUUCCCACUUUGCACUUCACCCUUCUCAAUCCAACCCUAUGAACUGUGAUCCUGAACCUGUUUUACAGAUAGGGUACCAGCAGUAUGUUGGAAGUGAUGAGGGGCCUUCUGUUCCGAAGAGCAUGGCUUGUGAGACCAACUUCAUCCAGGGAUGGCUCCUUUGAUUUAAUUUCAACUAGUUUAUUUUAUAAAUUAAUUAAUAAAAAAUUAAAUCACAAUUAUGAUGAUCAGUAUAUACAACUAGACUUACUGCUUAUGUUGAUUAGUCAAUUAAUACCUGAUUUUGUUGGGAUUGAUUUCUCUCAUAUUUAAUUCUACUUGACUCGCAGUUUAU